UAAAAAAAAUACAAUAAUAAAAAACAAAAAAUUAAAAAAAACAAAAACAAAAAAAAAACUCAAAACAAAAAAAAAUGGCUAGAACUAAAUAAACUGCUAGAAAAUCUACUGGUGCUAAAGCUCCCAGAAAAUAACUUGCCUCAAAAGCCGCAAGAAAAUCCGCCCCAGCCACAGGAGGAAUCAAAAAACCCCAUAGAUUCAGACCCGGAACAGUAGCUUUAAGAGAAAUAAGAAAAUAUUAAAAAUCCACAGAUUUAUUAAUCAGAAAAUUACCUUUCUAAAGAUUAGUUAGAGAUAUUGCCCAUGAAUUUAAAGCUGAAUUAAGAUUCUAAUCUUCAGCUAUCCUCGCUUUAUAAGAAGCCUCUGAAGCUUAUUUAGUUGGUCUUUUCGAAGAUACUAACUUAUGUGCUAUUCAUGCUAAAAGAGUCACUAUUAUGACUAAAGAUUUAUAAUUGGCAAGAAGAAUUAGAGGUGAAAGAUUUUGAGUGAGAUUUUAUAAAUUAAUUUUUAUUUUUAUUUUAUAUUAAUAAGUUGAUUGUGUUGCAUUUUUUUUUUUAGUGUUUUAAAAAUAAGUUUUCUACCAUUUUUAU
Ichthyophthirius multifiliis is the source of this 590-nucleotide messenger RNA. RefSeq lists its product as hypothetical. The transcript has a single exon. Gene Ontology annotation, molecular function: protein heterodimerization activity; structural constituent of chromatin; DNA binding. Gene Ontology annotation, cellular component: nucleosome. The record is from RefSeq and is a predicted model, not a curated record. Lineage: Eukaryota; Ciliophora; Oligohymenophorea; Hymenostomatida.